Schistocerca serialis cubense is the source of this 5736-nucleotide messenger RNA. RefSeq names its product src substrate cortactin (gene Cortactin). NCBI's taxonomy places the organism in Eukaryota, Metazoa, Arthropoda, Insecta, Orthoptera, Acrididae. The coding region runs from base 114 to 1583 and encodes 489 amino acids. The transcript has 12 exons. Gene Ontology annotation, molecular function: actin filament binding. Gene Ontology annotation, cellular component: cortical actin cytoskeleton; actin filament; plasma membrane. Gene Ontology annotation, biological process: regulation of actin filament polymerization. The record is from RefSeq and is a predicted model, not a curated record.
UACGAAUAUCGACUAAUCGGAACACCAGCGAUUUUUUUACGUCUGACGGGGACAACAUGUGGGUUGUGUAUCUAUGUAAGCAGUAGGUGUGUUUCAAGUUUAAAUAUUGCACAAUGUGGAAGGCGACUGCUGGACAAAAUCUACAGAUAGCUGAUGGAAAUGACGAUGACUGGGAGACAGACCCAGAUUUUGUUAACGAUGUUACUGAACAAGAACAGCGAUGGGGAUCCCGAACAGUUGAAGGCUCAGGAAGAACUGUUGGUGCAAUAGAUAUGAAAAAAUUACGUGAAGAAACUGCAGAGGCAGAUGCAGUCCUUAAACAAAGACAGUUGGAAGAUGGACCCAAAGCAGCAUUUGGCUAUGGAGGGAAGUUUGGAGUGCAGAAAGACAGGAUGGAUCAGUGUGCUGUUGGACAUGACUAUGUUGCAAAAGUAGAGAAGCACGUGUCCCAGAAGGAUUACAGUGCAGGCUUUGGGGGCAAAUUUGGAGUGCAGAAGGAUCGGAUUGACAAGAGUGCAGAAGGUUGGGAAUAUAAAGAGAAAAUUGAAAAACAUGCGUCACAAAGAGACUACAGUUCUGGAUUUGGUGGGAAGUUUGGAAUUCAGGCAGAUCGACAGGAUAAGUCUGCAGUUGGUUGGGAUUAUGUAGAAAAGAUCGAAAAACAUGAGUCACAGAAAGAUUAUGCUAAAGGCUUUGGUGGAAAAUUUGGAGUUGAAACUGACAGACAGGACAAGUCUGCUUUGGGUUGGGAUCAUGUAGAGAAGACUGAAAAGCAUGCAAGUCAAAAAGAUUAUGCUGUUGGUUUUGGUGGAAAAUUUGGAGUCCAAGCUGACAGGCAAGAUAAGUCAGCAGUUGGUUGGGAUCAUCAUGAAAAUCUUCAUCAACAUGAAAGUCAAACGGAUCAUAAACAGGGAUUUGGUGGAAAAUUUGGACUCCAGACAGACCGAGUUGAUAAAUCAGCACAUGAUUUCAAUGCAAAACCAGAAAAAGUAGGAACAAAUUAUGAAAAAGUGAAACCAGAUGUUGGAUCUCUCAGGCCAUCCAACAUACGUGAGAAGUUCGAAAACAUGGCGAAAACUGAAGAACCAAAGCAAAAUAUUGAAGCAGAGCCCCGGAGUCCUAGUAACCAAAUAGUGAAAACUGAAGACCAUAUUAGAAGAGAAGCAGAGAUUUUGAAAACACAGCUGGUGACUCCCUCAGUACAUCACGGACAAGAAGAAGAAGAAAUUGCAGAACCACCUGACAAAGUGAGCCCACCUACACCAACAGUCAUGACUACACAGAACCCACUAAUUUCAGAGCCAGCAGUCACAAACCAGAGCACAGUUGCUGAUGAACAGCUGCUACCACCUACAAUAGAAGAUAAUCUGCAAUCAGAAAAUACUGCAUUAUAUGAAGUAGAAGAUACUGGCUAUACUGCAGUAGCAUUGUAUGACUAUCAAGCAGCUGCUGAAGAUGAAAUAUCCUUUGAUCCAGAUGACAUCAUUACAGGAAUAGAAAUGAUAGAUGAAGGUUGGUGGAGAGGGUAUUGUAGGGGACAGUAUGGCUUGUUCCCUGCUAACUAUGUCCAGUUGCAGUCAUAGUGAUGUGGGGCUAUAGUUCCGUUGUGAUCCCAUCAAAAAUUAUAUUGUACAGACUUUUAUGAGAAUGUGUUGACAUCUUCAUUCACACUGGGUAUUGGAUUUUAUGCAUACAGAGUAGAGGUAUCUUGAUUUUUUUUAAGUUGUUGUAGUAUACAUUUGUUCAGUAUUUUAAACCCUUUACAUUCUAAAUUGCUAAGUAAAAGAGCAAAUAAGUUUCAAGAAAACAUAUAUUUAUUUAUUUAUUAUUUCUGAUGUGUGUAAACUAGAUACACCGUAAUUUUUUACAGUAUAUCAUUUGUUAUCAAUUCCGAAUGAUUUUACUAAGAUUUUAUACCUUUCAUUUUUCACAGUUUUAUUUUUUAUUUUGAAGAUUUAUAAUGAAAGAAUGAAUGAAUGUGAACAAAUAAGUAUUACACUAAGAAGACUGUUUAUACAACAAUGGUUUAUCAUCUUGAAUUAAAAAAAAAAUUAGCUUGGUAUAUUCACUUCAAGGUGGUCACCUUUAAAAUGUAAAGUAAUAUGAAACCAGCCUGAGAAAUUCAAUGAAGUUUUAUUUGUAAUAGGACCUUCAACCUAUACAGAGUUUGAUAAAAAAAAUUAUGGAAUUUUUAUUUUCACCGAAAACUCGAGUUUCGCAAAAGUGGCAUAGAACUUCUUGGCACUUAGUGACUGUACAAUCUUGUUGCAAGAACUCAAAGUGCUCUACACCAUUGAGAUUGAAGAACACAGUGUGCACAACCUUCAAAUCCAGUUGAAUUUGAUGAGUUUUAUCUUCAUACACACACACACACGUUUCAUCACCAGUAAUGAUUCUUUUGAGCAGUUCUGGAUCAUGAUGAACUUCAUUCAUCAUCUCCUAAACAGUGUUCAAUUGGAAUUGCUUUUUGUCAGAAGUGACGAGCUGCUGAAUAAAUUUUGCUACCAUACAUUUCAUGCCUGAUACCUGCAAAAACAUUUUGCUUUAUGUUAGCCAAAUAAUUUGCAAACUUUGUCAUCAAUAAUCAUUUUCUUCAUUUUUUACAUUAUUUUUUGUUGUCUUCAGUGUGUUCAUGGCCAUUGUAUAAACAUUUUUACCAAUUGUUUUAUUCAUAGAAGUUCCAGCAAAAACAACAUUCAACAUUUCCAAUGUGGUGGUGCAAUUUAUAUCAUUCUUAAUGCAAAAUGUAAGCAAAUUCUUCAUUUCAUAUGUUAAAAAUCACCAAGCAUAUCAAAGCACACACAUCCUUUUCAGUGGCUAGCGACAAGGUAAGCUUCAGUGUCAUAUUAAAUCAGGGGCAAGUACACCACCAGAAAAUGUCACCAUUGAACGUGUACAAUCCCACACUUUCUUAAUCAAAGUUUAUAAACAAAUGCUUAAAAUUUCAUUAUAGUUGUGAUUCUUAUGAUUUUAAAAUCAGCAGAAAUAAGUGUAUUUUCUUUCUGCUUGCACCUGAAAUAAUAGUUUUUGCUUAUCUCUGUUUUUAGAAUCACAGGAAAGUCUUAUAAAACACUGAUAUCUUUACAAAUGGUGGCUUCCUUGCAGUGAACAUUUACAAAUUUCAGCUACAUUUAUGUUAACCAUGUAUAUUUAUGCAACACACUGAUCUUCUUAGAGUUACUUGAUAACUAAUCAUAUACAUCCUAUCCUACCUGAAAUGGAAGACAGACCUUACACUCCUCUGAAUUACUAACAUACGCAUGAAUGAUUUUCCAAAAGUACAUUGAAGAUACAAUCAUUAUAUAUGUAAGAUAUGGCAAGUACUUAAUUGAAAAGAAAGUGAUACUAUCUGUCAUUUUGAGUUGAGGUUACCUUUAUUAUCAGUACUUUAGGAAAUGAGUUAGAAGAUUUUAAGCAAUUGUAACUUCAGAUUAAACUGUUGCAAAAGAAACAGUAAUCGUUUCUUUUUAGAACAUAAUUGGUAAAACCAUUAAGGAUGUUGUCUUACAGCCAAAUAAGUUGGUAUAUUCAAUUAGAGUAACUUGAAAUGGCUAUGUGCUACUUUGCACAAUCAUAAAGAUGUUUUAAUAUUUUGAGUAAGUUGUUUACCAUACAUUGUCAUAUACAGUUAUUGAAUACGUUCUGUAACACAUUUUACUUGUGGUGGAGCAUAAGAUACAUAUGUUCAGAAACAGUACUUAGAGAAGCUAUUCUGUGGUGUUUAGAGACAGAUUAGUGAAUUUAUGCUACUCAAACAAUGGAAAGUCCAGGUUGGAAUAUCAACAAUAUUAUGAAAAGGAUAGAUUGUUACUCACCAUAAAUAUGACACGCUGAGUUGCAGACAGGGAUGAUGAUGACUGACUGCACCGCAGCGUGUCACCUAUACAGCGAGUAGCAAUUCUGUCUUUUUCAAAAUAUUCUUAAUAAAUGCUAAUGAAAGAUAAGACUGUUCAUAGUUGUAAUGAUAUGCUUAUAUGCAAGUAUACAAGUAAAGUUGCAUAAUUGAGUAGGAGAAAUCUAAAUUUUACACUGUAUAUGGUGGGGAAGGGGAGGCCAUUAAUAACGUGCAAUUGAGAAACACAGCAAGAAUUAUUGCUUAUGCUACUGCUGCCGUUAUUGUUAAUGGUAAUAGUGGCAGUAGAGAUUAAGCCUUUUUGUAAUUAUACAGGUAUUAAUUUUCAUGUUCUUUCAUCUCAAUGUUACGACUUCAAUUGAUUGAUUAUUUACUUAUGAAAAAAGGAAAAAAAACUUCUGCAGAGCAUAUCUUUCUUUUGCUAUUUCCACUCUCGAGUCAUUGUUUAACUUAUUUAUUGUGCUGCAUUAAAUAUAUUCACUUAAACACACAUACAUUCAAAAUAAUAACAGUGAUUGGGAUGAGCAAGAUCAUCGUAAAUAAGGUUAAAACAACAUGUGAGCAAGGGCAAUGCGAUCCUGUAAUACGGAGCCUAGAAUUGGUAACGAAUUCUGAACGUAGACGGGUAAGAAAGAGGCAAUCGGAGUCAUGAAACAAACAGCCAUAGUCAAAAUCCAAUAAUUUCUGUUGGUCUCAGGUACAGUAUGCACAAUUACACUCAUCUGAUUGACACAAAGUGUAAACAAAGAAGUGACAGAGAGCAGCCAUGUCAGCUGUUAUAUGCUAGCUGCAGGUCAUCCCACUAAUUUAUAUCUUUGUGUAAAUCAGUGACUGACUGCAAGCUGCCAUCCAGUAUUCAUGCCGAGGUUGUGAAACUGUAUACAUAUGGAAUAAAGCUCUUUAAAUCACUCGGUAUUCCUGAAUAUGAGCUUUGUGGAAAACAGUGUACGUGUGAAUGAAUGUAACUCUCUCAGCUUUGUGAGGCUGUGUAAGAAAGUGCUUGCUUAUGGAGGAACUCUGGCUUAUUGAUUGAUUUACUAGCUUGAAUGGCUUUAUGGGGAAAACAUCCUUCUCAAACACAACUUUUAAACUGUUUUGAAAAGUGUUUAAUACAGGCCGUAGACUUUGUAUGGGAAGUGGUAGUGAUAGUAACGAUAUGACUAUGUAUAACAUUUAUUUGCUUGACAACCAUAUAAGUGUAUUUUCCUAUUAUAUAACUUUUCCAUGUUGAGAACUCAGUAUACGAAAAAGAAGAUUUUUACUUUCUGUAUCCUAUUGUAUACAGGUGGAUCUUGCAUAUGUUGGUCAUGCUAGAGUUUUGAAACAUACAUAGUACUAGCGCUCACUGUGGAUGUUUGAAAUAGGAACAAGAAGAUACACUACCAUUCAUGUCAUGUAACCAAAGUCUCAUAAGUCUUCCAAUGAUUGGUAUUUAAUUGGAAGCCUGAAGAGUGGUAGAGUAAGAGAAUUGGAUCAUUGUAAAUGUGCCUCCCCCUGUCCCAUCUUUGUGUAUUUUCCAUAAUAUAGCAUAGUUUCUUCAGGCAUAGCAUGAUUAUCAUUUUUUAAAUCCAUGACACAACUGACAUUGCUGCAUGAAACAUUUAACAGCCUUCAAACACACUGAAAAUUAAAGAAGAAAUAGAUAACUGUCUAUCAAGGGGGUUGCAUGACUCCAGAUGUAUUUCUGUAAAUGUCAGAAAUUAUUUUCAUUGACCUGUAAUCAAAGAGUUUGUAACAUUCUUAUGUAAAUGGUUUUUGUAACAUUUUGUUCUUGGUGCUGUUACUGUCUUUUUUAUGUAGAUGUCAUUAUUGCAAAAGCUUUGUUGCUCAAGAUUGAAAUUGUAAGCCUUACUAAUAAAUCCAAACUGUUCAUUUUAGAGAAA